Molecule: messenger RNA, 904 nt
Organism: Etheostoma spectabile (orangethroat darter)
Lineage: Eukaryota; Metazoa; Chordata; Actinopteri; Perciformes; Percidae
Product: V-set and Ig domain-containing protein
Biological process (GO): regulation of osteoclast development; regulation of actin cytoskeleton organization; regulation of bone resorption
Cellular component (GO): plasma membrane
Source: RefSeq, a predicted model, not a curated record
UUUCUUCCACAGUCUCAACAUGGACGUCCGCUGGAUGUGCAGCACUUUGUGUCUGCUGCUACCUGCUAUAGGAGUCCUGGGCUCCGGAGACGACGGCUGGUUCAUGAGCGUGCAGGCGGAGGUGCGAGCCAUCGAGGGCUACCCGGUGGUGCUGCCCUGCACCUUCAGCCACCCGCAGCACUCCCAGCAUUCCUCGCUGCAGGUGCUGUGGCGCCUGGGCCACGGCCACGACGCCGCCGUGGUGUACCGCUGCACCAGCCGGCCCGGGGCCCCCGCCUGCGACCCGGGGCCCCAGCAGGACCGGCGCUACCGGCUGGAGGGGAACCCCACGGAGCACGACCUGUCGCUGCGCAUCAGCGGCGCCGCCCUGCAGGACAGCGGGCGCUACUACUGCCGCGUGGAGGUGCAGGGGCGGGACCACGUCAGCUUCGAGGACAAGAUGGGGACCCGGCUCAGAGUGGAGGCCCCCCCGAGGAUCCUGUCCCUGUCGGUGGAGGGCAGCGCGCCGUCCGGGUACCGGGCUCUGUGCCGGGUCCAGGGCUCGCCGCUGCCGGACGUCCAGUGGCUGGGCCCGGACGAGCUCCUGGAGGGGUCCCCGGUGGUCCCGGUGGUCCCGCUGGCCCAGGGCUCCAGGGCCCACUUCCACACCGUCAGCCAGCUGGGGGGCGUGGAGCCGGGCCGGCGGUACACCUGCAGCGCCUCCAACCCGCUGGGCCGGGAGCAGGCCACGCUGUACGUGGUGCCGCCGCCGCCGCCGCCCCCCCCGCACGCCGCCGGGGCCUCGCCGCCCCUCAUCGUCCUCGUGGUGGUGUCUCUGGGGGCGAAGGUGGUCCUGCUGGGGGGGAUCGGGGUCUGGAUGGUGCAGGGGGGGGCUCUGCAGCGGGUCAGCUGCCGCUGGAAGUAG